This is a messenger RNA of Hirundo rustica (Barn swallow), 1210 nucleotides long. RefSeq names its product DTW domain containing 1 (gene DTWD1). The transcript has 5 exons. Lineage: Eukaryota; Metazoa; Chordata; Aves; Passeriformes; Hirundinidae. The record is from RefSeq and is a predicted model, not a curated record. Gene Ontology annotation, biological process: tRNA modification. Gene Ontology annotation, cellular component: nucleus. Bases 226 to 1146 code for a protein of 306 amino acids. Gene Ontology annotation, molecular function: tRNA-uridine aminocarboxypropyltransferase activity.
CGCCCGCAGAAGCUGCGAGCGCUGCGCUCCGGAGCCGGCCCGCGCUCAGCUCGCUCGGCUGAUAGCGGCCAGCAGCCGCAUAGAGGGAGUGUGUGGCACCCCAUGAGCUUUGCAACCCCCCAAGUGGACCGGCCGACGUUCUGAGUUGUCCUAGAAUUGGAGCUGGCGUGUGGAGGGUACUCUCCACCGGCAGUGAUUUACCAGGGGUUUGGAGAUGAGCUAACCAUGUCUUUAAAUUCAUCUACACUUUCAAAUGAAGAAAACGCUCAAGGAGCAAAAGGAAAUACUGAGUGUUUGGAAAGCCUACUGCAGACUCCAUCAUCAUUUCAAGAUAAUCCACUUCAACAAUUACAGUUAGCAUCGCAGGAAGUACUGGAAAAGGCAAAGAAGAGUGGGAGAUCAAAAUGCCCUCGAUGCAAUAGUUCAAGGAUGUUUUAUUGUUAUACAUGCUUUGUUCCUGUAGAAACUGUCCCUACCAAAGAAAUUCCAACUGUGAAGUUACCUUUGAAGAUUGACAUUAUUAAACACCCAAAUGAAACCGACGGCAAAAGCACUGCUGUGCAUGCUAAGCUCCUGGCACCUGAUGAUGUUACAAUUUAUAAAUACCCUUGCAUUCCAGAAUAUGAAGAGAAGAGACACGAAAUAGCACUUAUAUUUCCUGGCCCCAAUUCAGUUUCAGUAAAAGAUAUUGCUUUCCAUCUCCAAAAGUACACCAAGAAAGGUGUCUGUGCUAGUGAUGAUGACUGUUCCAGAGAGCCACUUCUUAAACAAGCAAAAGUAGAACCUGAAGAAGAAAAAAAUCCCAGUGAAGGCAUCUCAAGCAGCAGGAGUGAAGGUACUAGACUGAAGAAAAUAAUAUUUAUUGACAGUACCUGGAAUCAAACUAACAAGAUAAUAACUGAUGAACGACUUCAAGGGUUACUGCAAAUUGAGUUGAAGACAAGGAAAACUUGCUUUUGGCGUCAUCAGAAGGGAAAACCAGAUACAUACCUUUCCACAAUAGAAGCAAUUUAUUAUUUCCUUGUGGACUAUCAUCAGGAGAUUUUGAAAGAGAGCUACAAAGGACAAUAUGAUAAUCUGCUUUUUUUCUUUUCAUUUAUGUAUACCUUGAUUAAAGAUGCCAAGUGUUGUGCAGGAAAAGAGUAAGCUGUCUGUUGGUGCAUGACACUACUCUUCUUUGUAAUAAUAAACUGCACAAACAUAACUGGGA